AUGUACUAUCUCGAUCGUUUCUGUCUUGCCAUUGUCCCCAGCUUUCUGCGCCAUUUGGUAGAGACGCCCUCGAACAAAGAUCAUGCGCCGCUACAGAAGUUACAUACAAUUGCUGCCCUCGACGGCUUGCGAGGAUGGGCCUGUUUGCUGGUCUUCAACUUUCAUUUCCUCUUCACAUAUACGGAUAAAACUGCGGUGGGUUGGGGGUUUGGCGAGGAUAACUGGGGAAUCCAUCAAUUGCCUAUUAUCCACAUGCUGAUAUCGGGCCAUGUUAUGGUGACAAUAUUCUUCGUCAUUUCCGGCUAUGUGCUCUCCUAUAGGCCGCUUAAGUUGCUCCGAAAUCGUUCCUGGGCGCAGGCCUUUCACACGCUCGCUUCCUCGACGUUCAGGCGUGGAUUACGCCUCUAUAUCCCUUCCAUUGUGGGGAUUCUUUGCGUGCUUAUCGCUGUGCGCCUGGGAUUCUAUCAUUAUUCGACCUGGGUUCGUGAUCAAGGCCACACUAUCCUUGGUAUCAACGAACAGCACCCUCCUUAUUUCGUAUCUUUUAUCGACCAGGUUGCGGACUGUUACCUCACAGUAGUCCAUCUGAUAGAUCCCUGGAACUGGGGGCUUUAUUAUAAUUUCUACAAUCCCCAUCUGUGGACCAUCCCGGUCGAAUUCCGGUGCUCAAUGGUCCUUUUCCUGACCAUUAUCUGCGUUUCCCGAUUUAGAACUUGGAUUCGUCUAACUCUUGUUUCUGGCCUUCUCUAUUACUGUAUUCGAUGGGGCCGAUGGGACCUCGUGCUAUUCCUGUCUGGCAUGCUUAUGGCGGAGGUGGACAUCAUCCACGGCUUAUGGGAAGACCGUCUUCCAAUCCUUCUUACUUCCACUCCCAUCCCCCUCGAAAACCAGCAUGAACGUGAACCGUCGCACGAUGGCACCAACAACUCCAACGACAUUGAAUCUGCCCAAUAUACCACUCCUACAUCAGAUAGCUGCUUCACCCGCCACCGAUCCCCCCACCGCCUCCUCUGGGUCACCCUCUUCAUCAUAGGCCUCUUCAUCGGCUCAUCCCCCAAUAGCGCCCCGCAACAUACCCCUUUCUACCGCACCCUCGCCUCAACCCUAACCCCAAGCACAUACCCGGAACCACACCGCUUCCUCCAAUCCCUCGGCGCCAUCAUGAUCGUCUGGAGCAUAAACCGCUCCGCGGACUUGCAAAAGCUCUUCACGAACGCGCUGGCGCAGUACCUCGGACGCGUCUCUUAUGCAUUCUAUAUCGUGCAUGGCCCAAUCUUGCACUCGCUGGGCUACGCGCUUAUGCCGAAUAUAUGGGCGCUCACUGGCAAGGACACGGAUGCGCAGUAUUGUUUUGGAAUUACGAUUGGAUGGUUGAUUUGUUUGCCUGUGUCCAUUUGGGCGGCGGAUAUGUUCUGGCGGGGCGUGGAUGUGCCCACUGUUCGGUUUGCAAGGUGGGUGGAGAGGCGGCUCUUGGUAUGUGGUUUAUAG
Molecule: messenger RNA, 1488 nt
Organism: Blastomyces dermatitidis ER-3
Lineage: Eukaryota; Fungi; Ascomycota; Eurotiomycetes; Onygenales; Ajellomycetaceae
Product: acyltransferase
Exons: 1
Coding region: 1-1488 (495 amino acids)
Biological process (GO): polysaccharide biosynthetic process
Cellular component (GO): membrane
Molecular function (GO): acyltransferase activity, transferring groups other than amino-acyl groups
Source: RefSeq, a predicted model, not a curated record